Funneliformis mosseae is the source of this 6924-nucleotide messenger RNA. Lineage: Eukaryota; Fungi; Glomeromycota; Glomeromycetes; Glomerales; Glomeraceae. The record is from the annotation of a GenBank genome assembly.
AUGGAAAGUAACAAUUCCGGUCGUUCACGUCCGUUAAGUUUACCAAAGUCUCCAAAACGAGGAAGAAAUUUAUUGCUUCCUAAGAUAGAACAAACUCGCAAACUUAUAAACCAAAUAUUACUUAAGCUAAAGAAAAGGAAGAAACCACCUUCUCCUUUUCAAAAUUUGGUUGGUUUACCAUUAAAUGAAGAUAAUCCAAAUUUGCAAAAUGUAUUUAAUGCCGAUGAUACUUGCGAUUUAUUAAUUCAACUUAGAGAUGUAUUAUUGGUUUGUGAAAUGGAUGGAAUUAAUUUUGAACAUUCACCAAAUCGAUCUCGUUCGCCGUCACCAUCGCGUUCUAGACGCGAUACACCAAAUCGAAACAAAAGUUUCGGUAUACUUGAACGCAUAUUAGAAGUAUUAUAUGAUAUUGUUCAAAAUGACUGUCGUUAUAAAGUUAUUACACCAAGGCCAUUUCGUCCACCUAAUGCUUUACAAUCAAUUGUACUUGAUAUUGCUCACUUAUUAGUAGAUCAAAACCCUUAUUCGCCGGGUUGGCUGUAUGAAUUGGGAAUGGCAAUAAUACCUGGGUUUAAUUUUUUUAAUGAUAUCUUACGUGCAAGGUUAUUAAUAUUUUAUACUGAUUUCUUAAUCCCACAUUUGAUGGCUUGUCAAAUGGAAUUUAUAAGUGAUGAUUUAACUUCUGCGUACCAUGGAAAGUCCAAUGGAAAGAUCACUAUGAAUGGCAGGUUUAAAUUUGAAAAUUCAUCAUAUAUCAACAUAACGAUAAAUUCUGAAGAUUUAGCAGCACCAUCUCAUUCACCACGUUCGGAAAAUUUGUUAAAUUCUGAUGCCGAUAUAUUAGAUGAUGAACAUAGUUUUUAUCGUAGGCAGAGUGCGGCUAGAAAAUUAUCAAGAAGACUUUCUAUUUCAUAUACUGGAGAUCUUGACAUUGAUGCUUAUUAUAUUGAUUCAAUGUUUACUCCUUUAUUAUAUUCGAUUAUGCAAUUUAUUUCAGUUGAGAAUUCUUCUUUAGAAACUUUAUAUCAGAUGCAUCGAACUAUUGGAAUUAUGGUUCAAAAUAAGCCAGACCUCUAUAAUGAUGUUAUAGAAAUCAUUGCACAUGGUGAUACAAUUAGUCGUAAUCAGGCUGUAAAUAUUUUAUUUUACUUUUGGAGAAAUAGUACUGGACAUCUUUCAAUUGGAGAAGCUCUUCCAAGUGUGGGAUAUAUGCAUGAUUUGUUGGCUAAGGAGAAACAAAAUGAUAUUCAAGCAAAUUCAAAGAGUGUUUCAAAAUCUGUUAUAAAAGAUGUUCAUAAUCAUCAAUUUUUGCCGCAUAUUUUUCUUGACAUUCAAGACAGCAAGGACAAUAAUCAUGCUUCUAUUACUGGUACAUCUAUAGCGGAUAUGCAUGGUCAAUUUAUACCUACUGAACAUCCACAUGCGUGUGUUCAAUGCUUUAAGCCGGUAUCUGAUUUUGGUUUACGAUGUGGUGGCUGUAAACUAAAUGUUCAUUUUACAUGUUAUAAUUUAACUGAUGGAGGAUGUUUGGCAGAAUAUUUGUUUAAUUCAGGAGUACAAAAGUUAUCAACUCCAAGAUAUUGUGACAUAGCUCGUGGUUCCAGAGAAGUCAUAUGCAAUGAUACUUCGAAAAACAAUAAUUUUCAGACUGUUAUCAUUUCUGAGACUGUUGCCGGACACACUUUUCUCCUCGCAAAUUUUUUUACUUUGGUAUUAUGUAUAGUUUGUCGAAUGCCUUUAUGGGGUGUAAUGCAUCAGGGUUAUCGGUGUGAAACUUGCAAUAAAUUUAUACAUCUUCGAUGUAUGAAAUCAGGCGAAUUGAAAAAACAAUUCUCUUGUCAAUCUUCGCCCAUGAAUGAAAAUGACGCAUUGAUAGAACGCGAUAUGCUUUGUCUUAGUUUUAAAGCUUAUUACGAGAAUAUCUUGAUACCCGAAGAAAGCCUUUCUAAUUAUAGCUUUGAAGAGUUAUCCAUAAUGAUGACAAUUUUACAAAUGCAAGAGAACAUAUUGCGUAAUGGAAUUAUGGCUGGAUGUUUGAUUAUCAAACAAAAAUAUCAUAAUCCUCUUAGCCCAAUAACAGAACCAUUUGAACGGUUUAAUGAGUUGCAAGAGUUUCUUGAGCUUUAUAGAUCAUAUCUCGGAGGGAGAAAGGCAUCGUUAUCGGUAAUAUCAAGUGAAUAUUGGGAAGGCAUUGGUAAAGAACCUCCUUUAUGGUUAAUUUCUUGUGAGGAUUAUCUUGCACAUUUAGCAUCUAUUAUUAAAAGUUCGGAUGACUCGGAAUCUGAAUUUGUAGAUCGUCAUUUAAGCGUUUAUACUGCAGCUACAUUAACAGCGUCUUCACCGGAAUAUUCUUAUAAUUCUACAGGGAUUUUGACUAUAAAAGAAAUUAUGAAAUGGUUGCGAAAAAACCUUGGAUUUCAUAGUUCUUAUGCUUCGAAGAUGUUCUUGCAGCAAAUGGCUAACUAUGGAUUUUUGGAACGAAUUAAUGGGCAUCCCGUAUUAUUUAAUGAUGAAUCUGAAGGAAAGCAGUUGGGAUAUGAUGUCACAUUUCCUUUACCGUUUGUAAUUGAAUGUUCUCCAACGGUAGAGUCUUUAAUAACUGCAAUUAGUGCAUGCUUACUGGAUAUUAGCAUUUCAACAAACGAAUGUGGAUUAUUAUUGAUGACAAGACGUUGUUGGCCAGAUUCUUUUUUGUCAAGAUACGUAUUAGAAAGAUUAAUUUAUGCUGUAAUCAAAUGGGUAUGUGAUGAAGAUGAUAAGCUACUUAUAAUUGCACGUGAAUAUACUCCAUCUCAUCUCAAACUUCCUGGAGUUCGUGAUGAAAUGGAGGAUAAAAGGGGAGGUGCAAAUCAAAGAACAUCAUUAUUGAUAUCUAGUUCUGCUGGUGGUGGUGCUUAUAUCAUAUGUCGUAAAAUGUUGAGAGAAAAAUAUAUAAUGAACUGGAUGUCUGCAAUUCAUGAUAUGAAUCAGGGAUUGUUUUGUGAUAUCGUUUUUGACCAAAUAGAAAUGUUGCAUGAUAACAAUAAUGAAGAAGAUGUUGUAAAAGAAACCGAACUUCAAAGUCAUGAUCGUAUAUUAAAAUUUAUGAUUAGAUUAUGGCAUGCCGGGCUACUUUUUUCUGCACUUAAUGAUAUGAUUGCACGGUGGUUAGAUGACGCUUAUCAUAUAAUGAAACAUCAAUCCAAUAUUUUUGUGGAAUUGAAAACCUUAUAUAAAACCUUUAACUUGUCAAAAUCAUCAAUGCAGCGAUAUAGUACUACGGAUCAAAUGCUUUCAAACGAAAAUUACGGCGAGAUAACAGAUCCCAUUGUUUUAUUAACACAGCUUUUCAAAGGAGAUGCCGUUGAAUUAACUCGAGCAUUGCAGUGGAUGGAAGUGAUGGUUCGUUCCGGUGUUGGCCUUCCAGGUUCGAUGUUUUCUGAUUUCCUUCCAUAUUUGGCAAAUAUUACGCCAUCGAUCGAACAGUACGUUACAUUUAUGGAGGUUAUGUGGUAUCAAGUUAUGAACGGCCUUGGGCAGCUUCUUGUACGAAGUAAUAUUCAAAAAAUUAUUUUGGACGUUAAUGAAUUGGCUUUUGAAAUGGUCCAAAAAAUAAACGAAGAGGGAUACGGUACAGAAAUUGCUAGUGCGAGAUCUUUUAUCAAAGUUACACUUGCAUUGUCUUUAUAUUCUUAUAGUUGCCCAUUAGAAAUGAUAUAUAACAUCGGAAUAUUUGAUUCGCUACCCGAAAAGCCAAUUAGUUUAAGUCAAAAUAAAAGAUUAUCUAAUCUUAAGGACUCAACUCCUGGAUCAAAUAUUACUGCCGAUAAUCCUUUAAUGUUAUGCUUGUUGAAGUACGCUAGAUUAGAAAAGCUAGAAGUUCGCGGAGAUAUAGUGAAAGGAUUUUGGAGAUUUUAUACUUCGGCAGGUCUAAUAUUCAAUAAAAAUGAAUUUAUUAAUAGUUGUAUUCCUAAACUUCUUCCAAGUGUAUGGGAGGAACUGUCUCCAUUAUAUGACCUAUCAUCAGACAUGACUUUGCAACUAUUGAUGAGAAUUGUUUGGGCAGAUUCUGGAUUCUUUCUUGCUUCAGUCAGUAAAGUAUUCGAACAUUCUAGUUGGGAAGUUAGAUUCGAUGGUCUUGAUAACUUGUAUGGGCUGUUUUCUAAGUUGGAAGAAAGACAUGAAAUACAAAGAGCCGGAGUUUUCACUUAUUUAGGACCAAUAUUUAGUUACUUUGUUGGAUGUUUAUGGGAUGAGGAGGAAUUUGUUAGGACAAAGGCGAUAAGUUGUAUAAAGUCAAUGCAACCGCGACACGUGCGUCUAGCUUUAAAAUGUUGGGAAGGAUAUUUUUAUAUAGCAAGUAUUCGUAAGAAGACAUUGUUGUGUAAAUUAAUGAUUAAAUUGAAUGCAAGGUUUCCGGAUUGGGAAGUUAUUGAAUGGAAUACAUUAUUAGAUGCUUUAACUCAAGAAAAUGAUGAAGCUGAACAAGUUUCCACUGUUGAUAUUUUGGAAAGUUAUAUGAGACCAGAUAGUAUUUUGGUUAUAGGAUCGAAACAACAAGCUCAAGAUGCUGGAAAUUCUACUCCAGGACAAAGAGUUGCUGAAUUACAAAAUUUGAAAGUUAUAAUGCUAACGCUUGCCCUGCAGAUGUUAGCAAAUGGCAUUGAAAUGACUCAAGAUCAAAUAAAUAGAUUAAAAUAUUUGGUGUUAAUUCAUUUAGGGUUUAAAAAUGCUAAAUUGGAAUUUGUUAAUGGAAAGCUAGAUAUAACCUCGAUUGGAGAUUUUGAAUAUAUUCCCGAUGAUUUUACACAAAAUAUGAUGAUGAUAUCAUGUUUAGGAAAUCUUAAGAGAGUAUUGGAUGCACCAAUUUAUUUAAAGCCAUCAAAUAAUGCCGAACCAGAACAAGAAGAAGAAUUGGCAGGAGGGUAUUUUGUAGAUGUCGUGUUAGAGUUAUUUAAUUCUUCAGUGGAUAUGUCAACUUUAAGUCAUCUUAUGCUUAAAAGUUGGAUUGAAUUAUUACUUAUAAUUGUUUAUAAGCAUAAGAUUGAGGAGAAACAUAAUAAUCAAUUAGAAGAACGUUUAGUGAGUGCUAUGAGGAAAGCUUCUGAAUUACUACCCAAAGAUAUAACGGAAGAAAAUAAACAACUUAUUAUAGAGGUUUCCACCACCUUAUUAAGAAGAGCUCCAAUGCUAACGGUGAACAUUUUAGGAAAAUAUAUUAUUACAUUGGGAAAGUUAUUGACAAAACUAGAAAAUAACUCAUCAAGUUCUUUAGUUAUGAGUGCAAAAAUAUUUUUACGAACUGCCUUUUUAAGUUUUGCAAGGAACGGAUUGUUUGUUUUAAUUUUUAAGAAUCAAAGCGUUGCCGAUGAAACUAAUACUGAACUUGAUAUGUUUCGAGUAUUACGUGAGAUAAUAAAGGAUGAAGUUAUUCCGUCAGAAGAUGAAAAUGCUGAACCAGACUAUCUUCGUGUCGAGCCAAUAAGAGACGUGAUGAAUCAAUUAUUUAAAUUUACAAAUAGUAAAAUUGUCUCGACCGUCUUGUAUAACUUGAAUAGAUACGUUGAAUUGGUUUAUUCCAAACCAUAUAGUGAACAGUUAAUGAUAGAUUUGGGAACAUUUUUAACAAAAUUGACUAAAUAUACAACCGAAUGGAAACGUGUUGACUGGGACGUUAAUCCUGUACUUAAUAUGAUUUCAAUUAUAUUUAAGGAUAACCCGCUUUAUGCAAAGCAUUUGAUUCAUCCUGUAAGGAACUUUUUGAAACACGUAAUUAAUAAAUGUGGACCUAAGAUAGAAUCAUUUGUUAAAGUUUUGGCAGCUUAUAAUGCAAUAAUUGAAGUCUCCCCAUCUGAUACUAUAAAUGUUUUUGGUGAAGUGAUACUUGAUGAAAUAAAGGCAUUUUAUAAGGGAGCCAGAAACAGAUUGAAUCGAGAUACUUUAGUAAUAUUAUUACAGCUUGUAUUAUGGGAUAUGCAACCAUCGACACAUUUAUGGUUUAAAAAUAUUGAACAAAGAAUUAAACUAAAUUCUACAAAUCAACCACGCAAACCUUUUUUUUCAAAUGUUUCGGAAUUUUUAUUCGAAGAUUGUAUAACUUUCUUAGAAAAUCCUCCUAUAAUAAAACAAUAUUCGAAACAAGAUUUUAAAGUCGGAGUAUGUGCAAGUCAAUUAGCCGUUGCCAUGUGUAGUCAAAAAUAUGAAUUAUUGAAGAAGGUAUUUUUAUGGCAAAAGCCAACGGACUCGAGACGUACAAUUAGAUUAUUGAAUUGGAUUUUUUUGGGAAUUUUAAAAGCGGAUUCUUCAGAAGGAUUAAUUACAACAAUAUACGAUUUUCAAGAUAAUAUUUCAGAUUUAUUGUCAAUUGCACUUAAAUCGCCAUUGAACGAUUUUGAAGCAGGGGAUGUAAAUUAUUUAUAUACACCAUCAGGAGAAUUGGCUUAUCAAUCAUUUGUUUUAGUAAAAAUUUGGACGAUUCUUUGUUUACAAAAUUCUGAACCGAAAGAGAAAAGCAAAGUCAGCGAAGCACCUGGAGCACAUCAAAGGUUAGGUACUAAUUUAACUAUGACUGAAAGGUUUUGGAACUUUAUUUGGCCCAAUAUUAGAAAACAAUUGAUUAGUGUUAUUGACGAGAAUAAUAUUCUGCCUAACGGAAUUCCUUAUUGGGAAAUGUUUAUGGACUUGAUAACAUUUCUUCAUUUAAUCGGUAGUGAUAUUGUUAUGUUAUAUUCUCAGGAAUGGUGUACGCUUUUAGAUAGUCUCAUUAAUGAGAACGAAGAAGAGAACAGGGAAUUUCACCAUAAAAUCAAACAAGCAAGAUCAAUGUUUGAUGACCCACCGGUAAUGAUGCAACAAGAGAUGUUAAUUACACAAUUAUUUAUGGAAAUGAGAGAAGCCAUGAGAUUAUAUUUUGAGAUAAAUAAUAGUAGCGCAGUUUUUGACUGA